Molecule: messenger RNA, 914 nt
Organism: Pyrgilauda ruficollis (rufous-necked snowfinch)
Lineage: Eukaryota; Metazoa; Chordata; Aves; Passeriformes; Passeridae
Product: macrophage mannose receptor 1-like
Exons: 3
Coding region: 9-698 (229 amino acids)
Source: RefSeq, a predicted model, not a curated record
CCCCUCCCAUGUCCCUGUCCCCUCAUUGUCCCCCUGUCCCCACAGCGUCCACCUCCUUCCUGCUCUACAACCAGCACCACUCCGGCUGCGUGGUGGCCGCCGGCCAGUGGCUCUCCCUGGCCCCCUGCGUCCCCUCGUCCCCGUCCCAACUCUUCCAGUGGCUCCCCGGGGGCCUCCUGCGCCACGCCGCCACCGGCUCGUGCGCCGAGGCCGCCGCGGAAUCCGUGGGCGCGCUGGUGCGGCUGCGGCCGUGCCGGGAGGCGUCGCGGCUGCAGCGCUGGGCGUGCGGCCGCGGGGCUCUGCUGGCCCUGGCCGGCACCGCGCUGCACUUCAACUUCGGCCACGAGCGCCUCAAACGCGUCGUGCUCUACGACGGCGCCGGCAACUGGAGCCGCUGGCUGGCCCACGGCUCCGACCGCGACGUCUGCUCCAGGGCCUAUUUCCUGCCCUGCUCCCGGGGUUGGGUCUUUUCCCGCAAUUCCUGUUAUUUCUUCUCCAACUUCGCCGCUUCCUGGGAGAAUUCCAGAACUUUCUGCUGGGCCUUGGGCUCGCAGCUGCUCGAGGUCGACGACGCCGAGGAGAAGUUGGUGGCACCGGGGCGAGCCCAACGGGGGCAACCUGGAGAACUGCGCGGCCGUGGGGCCCGACGGGCUCUGGGCCGAUUAUCCCUGCGGGACCCCCCUGACCUGGGUGUGUGAGAGACCCCUCUGACCUAAAAUCCCGGGAAUUCACCCCAAAAUCCCGGGAAUCUGCCCUAAAAUCCUGAGAAUUGGGGAAAAAUAACAAUAAAUGUGUGUGUGUACUGGGAUUGAACUGGGAGUUGUGGGAUCAUCCCUGUGAGGGACCCACCUGACGCAAUCCUGGGAAUUUACCCCAAAAUCCCCAGAAUUCACCCCAAAAUCCCCAGAAUUCAC